Molecule: messenger RNA, 171 nt
Organism: Colletotrichum paranaense
Lineage: Eukaryota; Fungi; Ascomycota; Sordariomycetes; Glomerellales; Glomerellaceae
Exons: 1
Coding region: 1-171 (56 amino acids)
Source: RefSeq, a predicted model, not a curated record
AUGCUUGUGAGCAUUGUGGAGAUCGAGAUCCUGCUCAGCUUCUCGUCGCUUUCUUUUGCAUCCGCCGCAGCCCGCUCGCUACCCAGCUACCUCUGCUGUGCCACGCGAGCGAGUCUCGUCCACGAUCGCAGACCACCCCGGCCCAUACGUGCCAAAAGACUCACCAACUGA